AUGGCAGUGUACAUAACUCCUGAUGCUAAAGCUAACUCGGCCCUUCUACAGACUGGAGUAUUUUUAAAUUUCAGGACCUGGAGUACUUCCGUACUCUCCUACAUCAACCACUCCACAGACACCGUCACCACUGACAAACGCAUCCGGGUGUAUGCCAACCAAAAACCCUGGAUGACAAGAGAGAUCAGGACCCUGCUGAGUAACAGAAACAUCGCCUUCAGGUCUGGUGACAUGGAACUGUACAGUGCUGCCAGGGCAAACCUGAAAAGGGGCAUCAGACAGGCCAAGCUGGAUUAUGAAAAUAAAAUUGAGGACCACCUCCACAGCAACAACUCGGGGCAGGUGUGGCUGGGGGUUCUGUUCUUCGAGUUUGUGGUGGCUAUGGGAGCAGCGAUCCUCACCAUCGUGGCAAUGCCACACUUGGACAUUGUGACAAACGUGACAAUACUGAACGGUAUAGCUGUUGUCUCUGCGCUCCUACAGGUGAUCUGUCAAUGCACCGCCAAAGAAAGGAACCGCUUCCUGGUGCCAUCCAUCACCGCCUUCCUCCUCCUUUUGCUCGGUUAUGUCCUGUUCCUCUUCUUAUACAUCACAAAGGACCCCACUGAUGUCAAGAUGGCCAUUUGGGUGGGUCUGGCAGUUGGCGGGUGCUUCUUGGUUUCUUUUAACUGGUGGGAGAGCUACUUCAGACUGAUCAGCGAGAACAGCAGAAACGUCAUUCUCAAGAACCUGUGUAAAGACAUAACAAAGUGCCAGAACUUGCUGAACAUUCUCUCCAGCCUGCUCAGGAUCGCAGUGACUGCCGGUGUGCUCGGAGCUUACGUCCAUCUGGACAAAAUGGACUGGGCCAUUGUGACCUCCAUUCCAAGCCGUGAGACCAGAAUUAUAGCCAUUAUCAUUGGGGUCCAGCUGAUCUCCUCUGCACUCUGCCACUGGUUCUCUUUGGCAGCCUGCAAGAUGCACGCCCUGCGACGAUCCUUCGUUCUACCUUUGUACCUGGCUUCUCUGGCCGUCAUGGUUCUGUUCAUCGUCCCCGUUAUUGUUUACUAUCAAGACUACAAAUUAAGUCUGAAUGGGACUUCAGUCAACUUCACAGGCUACUGCAAUGAAGUUGUAGAUGGAAGAAACCUAAGCUUGAACGGCAGUGUGUUCCCUGAGCUGGUUCUGGAUGCUACACACACCCUGUGCUUCCUGGACAUGUCUAGGAUAACUGACAUUGGCUUACUGACAGGUUCAGCAGUGUCCUGGUGGCUUGGUCUUGUGUUGGCAACCCUCCAUCUGUGGUACCUCAACGUGUAUCGUAUCCAGAGGACCCAAGACCUUUUCAUGAGGAGGCUGUAUGAGGGAGCCUUCAUCGAGCAGUCCCUGCUCCUCAACACCCGAUUCGACAUCCAGACCAAAUCCAGGACAAAGACACUGGACAAGUACAGACCAAAGAUAGGGGCGAAAUCCAAUGAUUUCACUUUCGAAGCCCAUGUCUACUUUGAUGACGCAUUCCUGGAUGUUGAAGGGAGUCGGGGGCGUCACCUAAACCAAUACGCAGAGACCCUUGUGGGAGUCCUCGCAGAAGUUUAUGGCAUCUUCACAAACAUUGAUGAGAAGUUCUUCAGAAAGACGCAGCAGAUCCCUGAUCAGAAGGUUGUAAGGACACCGUAUGGAGGUCGCCUGGUGCUCACCAUGCCUCAUGGUAACACCAUCACGGUUCACUUUAAGGACAAAGAACUCAUCCGUCACAAGAAAAGAUGGUCUCAGAUCAUGUACCUCUACUAUCUUCUUGGCUAUAAACUUAUGACCAAAUAUUACGAGCGCUGGCAGAAGGGAGAGAAUGAGGCUGAGCUGAAAGCAGAGAUCCAGCACAACACCUACCUCCUGGCUUUAGACGGGGACACAGACUUCCAACCGGCUGCGGUGGUGCUGCUCAUCGAUCGCCUGAAAAUGUACCCACGUGUCGGGGCAGCGUGUGGCAGGAUUCACCCCACAGGAUCAGGUCCCGCAGUUUGGUUCCAGAAGUUUGAGUAUGCUGUCAGUCAUUGGCUGCAAAAGACAGCAGAGCACGUCAUUGGCUGUGUGCUGUGCAGUCCCGGGUGCUUCAGUCUGUUCAGAGCGGAGGCACUGAUGGACGACAACGUGAUGAAGAGAUACUCCACUACGUCCAUUGAGGCGAGCCACUACAUCCAGUAUGAUCAAGGUGAGGACCGCUGGCUGUGUACUUUGCUGCUGAAGCAAGGAUGGAGGGUGGAGUACAACGCAGCAUCUGAUGCUUACACCAACGCACCUGAGGACUUCAAAGAACUCUACAACCAGCGUCGGCGAUGGGGACCAUCCACAAUGGCCAACGUGGUUGAUCUGCUGGGUGCCACCAAGAUAAUUUCCAAGAGAAACCCGUCAAUGUCCAAACCCUUCAUGUUGUACCAGCUCUUUGCCAUCACGUCAGCCGUCCUGGCCCCAGCCACAAUCUGCCUUUUGAUCGCAGGUAGUUUGACCUUCGUUCUUGACGUCCAUGCUGCCGGUGCCCUGGUCAUGGCUGUGAUACCUCCUCUCAUCUACUUGGGUCUUUGCUUCAAACUCAAGUCAGACACUCAGAUCACUAUUGCAGCAGUCAUGAGUGUCAUAUAUUCAUUCCUCAUGUUGGUGGUGACAAUGUCCAUUAUUGGUGCAAUGGUGAAGGACAAAACCAUCCUGACACCCAGCAGCAUUUUUGUCAUCGCCAUGGCCAUCAUUUACAUCAUCACUGCUCUAAUGCAUCCUCAGGAACUUCAUCUGGUAUUCUACGGCUUACUCUACAUCCUCUGCGUCCCCAGUGCCUACCUCUUGCUUACCAUUUACUCCAUGGUCAACAUGAACAACGUGUCUUGGGGUACACGGGAAGCGAAACCUGCCCCUGGAGCUGCUGCACCAGUGCCGGCUGCCACGCAAACAAAAACAGGGAAAGCCAAAAACUUCUUCCAGCAGCUCAUCUCAUGUACGAAAUGCUGCAAAAAAUCCAACCAGACAUCUGGAGGCGGGCAGCCGGUUGUCAGCCAGGAGAACCUGAUUCCAGAGCCCGGACAGCCUGAACCUCAGCCCCAAAACACUUUUGUAGGGAUCCCAGAGGAAGAACAGAGGCAAGCUGAGCCUGAACCUUUUAACUCUCCUAUCCAAUGUUGGGUCACACAACUACAGAGUGUGUCCACUGACAUGCAGCUGGUGGAGGACUCACUCAUCCAGGAGGAGGAGCAGUUCUUUAGGGAGCUACAGAAGAAGUACCUGGAACCUCUGCCCAACGACAAAGAGAAACAAAAAAAGAUAGCUAGUGACCUGAAAGAGCUGAGAAACAAGAUAAAUUUUGCAUUCUUCAUCAUCAAUUCGCUGUGGCUGGUGGCAACAUUUACCCUCCAGGUCUUCGAGGAGGACUUUGCCAUCAAGAUCCCUAAGGUCAACCUCAACCUCGAGCCCACAGGAGAAGACAUACAAAUCGAUCCCAUUGCCUUGAUGUUCAUUCUAGGAUUUGCGACAUCGGUUAUAAUCCAGUUCCUUGCAAUGUUCUACCACAGAAUGUACACUCUGAUCCAUUAUGUGGCUUUUCUGGACACAGAACGUAAAGACCCAAAACCUGAAAAGCAGGAAGAGUACAUUUCAGGCAAAAAGGUCAACUCUGUCUCCAGCGCCGACUCCAACCCUGAUGAGGAAUCUGAGUUUGAGGAAAGUGAUGAUGAAAUUUACUCCAGAGAUCCUAAUGGAGGGACCAUGGUGUAA
Epinephelus moara (kelp grouper) is the source of this 3735-nucleotide messenger RNA. Its product is annotated as chitin synthase chs-2-like. Gene Ontology annotation, cellular component: cell septum; cell periphery. Lineage: Eukaryota; Metazoa; Chordata; Actinopteri; Perciformes; Serranidae. The record is from RefSeq and is a predicted model, not a curated record. Gene Ontology annotation, molecular function: chitin synthase activity. Bases 1 to 3735 code for a protein of 1244 amino acids. The transcript has 19 exons.